This is a messenger RNA of Megalopta genalis, 1604 nucleotides long. The record is from RefSeq and is a predicted model, not a curated record. NCBI's taxonomy places the organism in Eukaryota, Metazoa, Arthropoda, Insecta, Hymenoptera, Halictidae.
AAUGGCUUACUAUGAUGAGGCAUGACUGUACAAUUGUACGUCCCACUACAUACUUCUGUACACGUGCGCAUUCUUCAUUUCAGUUUUCGGAAAACGCUGGAGUUAAAGUGUGUUCUGUGCUUUACAUAUUUCGAAGUUUUCAUGUAAACAUUGAGUGAUUGGUGUCUGAAGCGUAAAUCGUUUGACUUCGGAUAGCAAGAAACAGAGAAAGGUUAUGACACUGUCCCCGUGUGCGCCGUCCUAGGAAGUUCGUUUAGUAUAAUUCGUAGUCGAGGUACGGAUUUAAUAAUGCAGGAAAUCGUCCUGGCAGCCUUCUCCGUGAUAUCGAGUCUGCUCAUAGUAUUUGGCCUGGUGCUGCUGGGUUGGUAUUUAGUUUGGAAGUUUUUCCUUUCAAGAUUACCCUUUGUCCAAGAACUGCUGGAUGGGAUGACUGAAUCUUCGUCAGUGAAUGAUUUAAAAAAUGGUAGAUCACGUAUAAAGAAAAUUCGCCGAGAUUAAAGCUUCGCUUGAAAUUUUAAGAAGAAACAGGCAACACCUAAGAUACUGUUUAGUUAAAGAAGAGUGUUAUUUGUGUAUCCAUAACAUUUUCAUUUGCAAAGAUGUCUAUAAACAUACGCUGUGCAACGACAGAUGAUUUGCUGAACAUACAGCAUUGUAAUUUGCAUUGUUUACCUGAGAAUUAUCAAAUGAAGUAUUAUUUGUAUCACGCUCUUUCUUGGCCACAACUAAGUUAUGUGGCAGAGGAUGAAAAAGGCAGGAUAGUGGGCUAUGUCCUUGCCAAAAUGGAAGAAGACUGCGAGGACAAUCCUCAUGGUCAUAUUACAAGUUUGGCAGUGAAACGAUCUCACAGAAGACUUGGUAUUGCGCAAAAGCUUAUGAACCAGGCCUCCAGGGCAAUGGUAGAAUGCUUUGGAGCAAAAUAUGUGUCGCUACAUGUACGUAGAAGUAAUAGAGCAGCUUUAAAUUUAUACACAAGCAGUCUACAGUUUGAAGUGUCAGAAGUGGAACCUAAAUACUAUGCGGAUGGAGAAGACGCUUAUGCCAUGAAACGAGAUCUCAGCAGUUUUCACAUGGAAAAAAAUGCUUCAAAAGAGAAAAUGAGCAAAGAUGGCAAUACGCACACGCAUACCGGACGAUGCUGCGACCGUUAAUCAUUUGUUUUGAAUAUUUACGUACAGAUAGAUUUUAAAUGAUUUUUUGCAUUAUUAGUUCCAUACUGUUUGGACCUAAAAUCUGUGACAUUUGUGCAUAUUUUUGUAAAUAAAUAUGCAUGGGAAAUACGUGGAAAAUACCGUAAGUCAAGCAUGAUGGCUUGAAUGUUUGACAUGUACAUUAUCACAAGAACUUUACAAAUACUGGGUAAAGUAUUUAAGUUUAUUCAAGCCUUACCUGAAACAUAUGAAAUAUUCUAUAUACCGCUAAUAAGGGGUGUAUUUGUUAAUACUUACGCAGGUGGUUACAUGAGAGACAUUUGAACUAUUGUAUGUACUUCCAUACAAAUUUAGUUGGAAGUUUCUAAUAAAUGUAUCAUUGCAUAUAAUUUAAUUGACAUACCGUGUUAUUUAAAAAACCUCGAAAAAUAAUAAAACAAUAAAAUCAUUAAA